This is a messenger RNA of Toxotes jaculatrix (banded archerfish), 2012 nucleotides long. RefSeq names its product chromobox homolog 3b (gene cbx3b). The transcript is spliced from 5 exons. Bases 224 to 808 code for a protein of 194 amino acids. Gene Ontology annotation, molecular function: chromatin binding. The record is from RefSeq and is a predicted model, not a curated record. Gene Ontology annotation, biological process: negative regulation of transcription by RNA polymerase II; chromatin organization. NCBI's taxonomy places the organism in Eukaryota, Metazoa, Chordata, Actinopteri, Toxotidae. Gene Ontology annotation, cellular component: pericentric heterochromatin; nucleus.
UUCCCUUGGCAACCACUUCCUCCGAGCAUCCACGGCCAUCUUUAAUUUUAAGUCAUUCAUGAAAAGUUGUUUCGCUCAUGUAAACACGCCGAACGACACGUUUGCGCACAAAGCAGCAUCGACGGCGCUGUGUGCAUGUAGUUUUCAGCGACAAGCUCCAAAACAGAGCAGAGCAGCGCAGCGCAGCAGGCUGUCCGCCGAGAUUAAGUAAACACCGAGAGCAAUGAGAAAGAAGCAGACUGCCAAACAGAGGAAGACUGAGGAGACCACAGUUGUCCAGGAGUUUGUGGUGGAAAAAAUAAUUCGCCGCAGAAUCAAUAAUGGAAGAGUGGAGUACUUUCUGAAGUGGAAAGGCUUCACUGAUGCAGAAAACACAUGGGAACCUGAGGACAAUCUGGACUGUCCUGAGCUCAUUGAAGAGUUCCUGAGAACCACCCAUCUGUCAGAGGAGAAUGAGGAAGAGCAAACUGAACAAGAGUUUAUUCCCAAAGAAGAAAUGGCAGAGCAAGAGACGGAAAUUUCCUGUAUGCAGUCUCAGCGGCAGGCUCACGCUUUGCAGAGCAACGUCCUCAAGCCAAAUGAUGAGCAGUCAACCGACGCCCCCGCUAACCUCAGCACUUACCUCGAGCCUGAAUGCAUCAUCGGCUCCACAGACAGACAGGGAGAGCUCAUGUUCCUCGUCAAAUGGAAGAACUCCGAUGACGUGGCCCUACUGCCUGCCCGCGAAGCGAGCGCCAGGUGUCCCCAGGUGGUCAUCGACUUCUACGAGCAGAAGCUAACCUGGCACUGUGGAGACGAGGAGCAGUGAAGUGUGUGUGUGUGUGUGUGUGUGUGUGUGUGUGUGUGUGUGUGUGUGUGUGUGUGUGUGUGUGUGUGUGUGUGUGUGUGUGUGUGUACCGAGGAGAACUGGUAAACAGCUGCGCUCUCACUUGAAGCUUAGUUUAACCUCCAUCAAGUGUCCUCCUUCAGCUGACAUUAGAGGCACACUGUGUGAAAUUGCAUCCCACUGCAGGUAGAGUUUCAGACUCUGGCAGGUGCAGGAACCUCAGCGGGGAUGGAUUUUAAGGGCUCUCAGUCCCGUGGUGCUCAAUAAGGUCACUGUGCCUUUGUGGAGGCUGCGAUGGAGACUAAAACUAACCUUUGUGUAGAGCAGCCGAUCUGAGGUCAAACUUGUAGCAGCUUUGGUCCUGUGUCAUCAUGUAGCUGACACAAUCACUGUGGACAUGUGUUUUGUUUUUAAGAUUUAUUGUUAUAUAGUAAUUUAGUAUUAAUUAUCCUGUUUAGCCACAAGGGUCUUCCACUGGGAGGAGCCCUUGCUUGUUUUGUGUGUGGUUUAUAUCUUGUAUAGCGACACUAUGUCGGCAGAGUGAACUAACUUCUGUCCAGUCUGUACCUCCAGGCCAUCUAGCUUUUGGUUAGAGCUGAAGAUUGUAGAGAUGUUGUUUGAACGUUUGUAGUUGUGUGAGGUGCUUAUAGCCACAGCUUUCACUGUGUCUCACUGUGUCUCUGUAUGGCCCUUGUGGUUGGUGUAAAAUAUUUAAAAAAUGUGUAGCCCACCUGAAAUUUCCCCAAUCAGCUGCUAUGUAAACCAAAUGUUCUCAUCUCAUCUGUAUUGAAUUGUAAUACAUUUUUAAAAGAAUAAUUUGGUGCUUUUAAACAAAGUGGAGUCCUGGCAGAAAAACUCAAAAGAUAAUAGCAUAUUAAGUAAAUCUAUAAGAUUUACACACAUUGAAAUAUAACUUUUGUGCACCUAAUGAUGACUAACAAGAUUGUUAAAUGUAGCACUUUAGAUAUGAGACUGUCCAAUUAUGGAGGGCAUUGUCUUCCAGAAAUUAUACAGGCCCAUGUAUAUGAUACCUGUAUCCUGAUGGCACUGUCCUGACUCGACAUAUCUCCCGUGACUGUUAUGGGACACUGAGCUGAACCUUCAACCUCCUAAAACACACCUGCUACUGAACUACUGUAACUGUUGACCAUUGAUCUGUGAAGUCUCUGUGAAUAAAAGAAGCCUU